Mytilus trossulus (common blue mussel) is the source of this 1877-nucleotide messenger RNA. RefSeq names its product complement C1q tumor necrosis factor-related protein 3-like. Bases 85 to 747 code for a protein of 220 amino acids. The record is from RefSeq and is a predicted model, not a curated record. NCBI's taxonomy places the organism in Eukaryota, Metazoa, Mollusca, Bivalvia, Mytilida, Mytilidae. Gene Ontology annotation, molecular function: protein binding. The transcript is spliced from 2 exons.
AUAUCAACAACCUUAAACACGUUAGUGACGAGAGGAACACGUUCAAGGCGGGUUUUCUAUUGUACAUAUUGGUUUAAAUUCAAAAUGGACCAAACGAUCCUAUAUCUAUUCUUGAUGAUCAUGCUAAUUAGUUACGUUCAAUCAAUGAAUGGAUCACAGGAUCCCGACAAAAACUCUACGGUAGAGGUUUCCCUUUUGGACAAUCAGCAGAUGCCUUUGGUAGCUCUUUUUGACACUUCUAAACUAAACCAUGUGUUGAAGGACUAUAUCAUAAAGACAGUUAAGGAGGCUACUGACCAGAGAGUUCCAAUGAUAAAAACGGCAGUCAUCGAAGAUAUUGGAUAUGAAACUGGACAAAUACACGAAAGACCUGCAUUUACAGCAUCAUUGAAGACAGAUAUUUAUCCCAAACCAAGAGAAACAAUAAUAUUUGACCAAGUAUGGCUAAAUGUGGGCAAUACAUAUAAUUCGAUUACAGGCGUAUUUACAGUUCCAAGAAACGGAUUGUACUUCGUAUCAGGCACUUUCAUGUCCGCUGCAGGAAUGAAUUUACACUGUCAUCUCAUUAAGAACAAUCAAGUCAUAUUCGGACUAUUUGGACAUGAUUAUUCCCCGGGAACACUACAUAGUGUAAUGCUUCUGGAGGAAGGGGAAACAAUCUACAUAAAACACGACAACAACGCCGAAGAAACAAUGCUGGGAAGGCACUAUAGCAUGUUUUCCGCAUAUCUUAUUAAUGAACAGUGAAAUUGGUGAAACCUAUGCGAGUUUUAGUUUGACCAACUUCAGCAAGGAUUCGAGUUAGUUGAAAUUUGAUUUGCUUUCAUUAUUAUGUUAUUCUACGCAAAUAUUUCUAAUUGUAGAAAGGCAAUUAGUCUCUAAACAAAUGAAAUCUGAUCAAAGUGUUUGUGAUUCCAGAGAUUCACCCUUUACACGUACACUUUGCCUUUAUAUAUAUAUUUGCUAAAGCCAUAUUGCCACAAAGUGUAGUGGAAUUUACAUUUUAGGAAGAAACUAACAUGGGGGCAUUUUGGACAUUUCAAAAACAAAUUUCGCAAACAGGAAAGCAAAACAAUGUCAAUGGUAGUUACAUAAUAUAAUUUACACGGCCGACAGAUUGCACAAGAUGAAUCGCUCAAACGGGAAGUGCCACUUUCUUAAUGGAAAAUAAUCACUUUUCUAAUUGUGUAUAUGAUGUAAACUAUUAGAAGGAGUUUAGUGGGAAAGGUUUCAUGUAACAUGAGGUCAAUUGGUCACAAUUGAGAAUUGGAUGUUUAUAAAAAAAAAAUCAGAACUCAGGAUCAUUUAAGGUCUUACUGAUGCAAACAUAUCUUAUUUAAAACUAUAAAAAGAGAUAACACAAAUGAUGAUUAUAAAUGUGAUAAAACAUGAACGAAAUUAGUUUUCAAAUCUUUAAAAAAAAAUCAGAAUACGAACAGUCAAGCCAACUCUAUGUGUAAGAACUUAUAUAGGUAUCUGUUUAUCUUUUCUUGAUCAGGUUAUUGUAAUAACCACUUCAAUAUUGUAAAUAAUUUUCAUUAUGUACGAUACCUUUUCUAUUGUGUACAUAAAUUAUGUCGGGAGUAAAUUUGUUAUAAAGAUAAAUUGAUAUUCAAGUCAUUAUUUACUCACCAUAUUAUAAAUGAUUUACACAUGUUCUUUCAAAUACUUUUUGACGAGAAGAACAUGACAAAAAAAUCGUUUGACCGGAAUGUAAUUGAAUUUAGCGUAACAAAAAACAAAGGGAAGCGCUUAAAUUCGAAACUGCUUGAUAUUGGUCCCAGUACUACAAAUCUUUCCAUCCUUUAUUGGUGGAUUUAACAUUCAUAAAUAAGAUACAAAUAUAUGAAAGCAAUAAAUGAAGUUGUUAAAUUUGA